AUCCAGAGCCUGCUGCCGUUCUUUAAAAUUCCUCUGUUACGUCGAGGUAGGAAAAAAAAAAAAAAAAAAAAAAGCCCAAUUUACCAGGAGGCUAAAUAUAUUGUGCCUUCUUAGGCAAAUGUAUCACCUGCUUGGCCAAUUAGCUUCGUCUCCCAGAAAGACUAGUUCAACAGGUUUCCUUUUUCUCCUCGGCGGCCUCCGGGGUUGGGGAAAGAGGCUGUCACUUGGCUUGGGCCCUCCCCUUCCCUCCCUCCGGCUCUCCCACAGUGGGUGGGACCAAUCGCGCCGGCUCGAACGUGGCCAGGUUGGCGGCCCCCGGAGCUCGGGGGCCUGGAUGCGCUGCGCCGCGCGGCGGAGGGCGCGGGGAGGGCGCGGCACGGCUCGCUGGCCUGCGCCCCGGAGCCUGCGGGAAGGAACCGCGCCGACACGCCGCGCCGAGUCUGAAGGUGUCCUGUGGACCCGGCCCUGAUGACUGAACUACAGCAAGAUGUGGAAGACACAAAGCCUGCGAAAGUGCUCGCCAARAGAGAGAGCAAAGUUGGUUCAGCCCACUCAGAGGCUGAAAAUGGUGUGGAGGACAAAAGGAAAACCAGCAGGAGUCCAACAGCCCAGUCCCCUACCCCCUCGGUGGAGGCCGAGUCCCCAGACCAGAAGAAAAGCAUCUGCCUGCGGUCAAAAUCCAAUUAUGAUGGUACCUCUUUAGUAGGUGAUAAGAACGACUGUAAAACAGAAAGCAAAAAUGACCCUAAGACUGAAAGAAAAAAGUCUUCCUCUUCCAGCCAGUACAAGGCGAACAUGCACUUUCACAAGUUGUUUCUUGAUGUCCCCACUGAGGAACCACUGAGGCAAAGCUUUACCUGCGCUCUACAGAAAGAAAUACUAUACCAAGGAAAGCUCUUUGUAUCAGAAAACUGGAUUUGUUUUCAUUCCAAGGUCUUUGGGAAGGACACUAAGAUCUCUAUUCCGGCAUUCUCAGUAACCCUAAUAAAGAAAACCAAAACUGCUCUUCUGGUGCCAAAUGCCCUGAUUAUAGCAACAGUCACAGACAAGUACAUAUUUGUCUCCUUGCUCUCCAGAGAUUCAACUUACAAACUGCUAAAAUCUGUGUGUGGGCACUUGGAAAAUGUAAGUGUUGGUAGCAGCCCCAUUCAGUCUUCUGGUGAAAAUUUUUUCCAAGCAGACCGCCCUUCAUCUCUGCCCCUGGAUUUCAAUGAUGAAUUCUCAGAUGUGGAUGGAGUGGUUCGACAGAGAAGUCAAGACAUGGAAGGAUACAGCAGUUCUGGUUCUCAAACUCCAGAGUCUGAGAACUCUCGAGAUUUCCAUGUGACAGAAUCCCAGACAGUUCUGAACGUCUCCAAGGGAGAAGCAAAACCAACUCGGGCAGAUGCCCAUGUCAACAGAACUCCUGAAGGAAAAGUCAAAAGUCUCCCUGCACAUGGUCUGUCAGAAAACAUUGGAAUUUUGCAUAAAGUGAAGUCCCAGAAAUGUCCGGCUCUCCACCAUAUUCUUAUAUUUUAUGCAAUUGUUGCCUGUGCCCUAAUCAUCUCGACCUUCUACAUGAGAUACAGAAUUAACACUCUGGAGGAGCGACUGGGGUCACUAACGUCCUUCGUGGAUACCCACAGUACCGAACAGAUAGCACCAUCCAGCCUGGGAUCACAAGUACAAUUAAAUGUGGAGGUCCUCUGCCAAGAACUUUCAGCUAACAUAGUGAAGUUAGAAAAGAUACAAAACAACUUACAAAAGCUGCUUGAGAAUAGUGACUGACCCACCAGAUUGCUGGGGCCAACACAAUACCUCACGUUUCCCCGCCAAGAAGGUGCUCCCCAGGCGUGCUUGUUAAGCGCCCCCUGCUGGCCAGAGGUGCGAGCCGAUGAGAAUCCAGACCUGUUUGCACUGGGAGGUCUCCAGCUCAGGAAAGGGGAGGGGAUUUGUUCUGCUUCUUGUGCAAUAAAAGUUGACCUUGUCUCUGAAGAAGUUUUUGCUGCUGCUGCUGCUGCUUCUGCUGCUGCCGCCGCUGCCUGAAGAAAACAGACCCAUCUCUGGAGGUCUCAGGAAAGGCCUGGUGGACACUCCCUGGGGUAAUUGGGGUUCUGCGAUUGCCGUGAUUGUGUCAGUAAACACUCCACCCCACACCUGUUAAGUCCUUCCCACCCUCCUUUUGCUCUUACACCCCACCUAGCCAACCUUCAAACCUAGGGAUACAUCAAACACCAAUGGACUCAAUACAGUCCUUUAAAGAAUGAC
Molecule: messenger RNA, 2247 nt
Organism: Urocitellus parryii (Arctic ground squirrel)
Lineage: Eukaryota; Metazoa; Chordata; Mammalia; Rodentia; Sciuridae
Gene: Gramd2b
Product: GRAM domain containing 2B
Cellular component (GO): cytoplasmic microtubule
Source: RefSeq, a predicted model, not a curated record